AUGGCCGACCCCGAGAUGGACCAGUUCGCACAGACUCGCGGCGCCGAUGACCUAUUCGACGAUGAGAUUAUCCCGAUCUCCACAGAACAACACCAGGCGCAGACAGAGGUCGCUACCCCCGAGCCGGAGUCAGAGGUGCAGGAGGUACCUGUACCUGAGAAGCCAACUUCUGAGCAGCCAAUUCCACGUGGGGAGACUCCGCAGCGGGGCCGUGGCGGUGAACGAGGCCGGGGACGACGGGGUCGGGGUAAGGGAGGGCGCAGUGGACGGGAGUCGGAGCAAAAACGGUCAGAAAGCUCUCCGCGCAAAAAGACUCCUGUUAAUGCGCCGGCUGCCGAUUCGCGCGAGGCUGGGGCUUCGAAGUCGAAGCCCGAGAAGUCCGAGAAGCCCGUCGAAGCUAAAGAGCCUAAAGAGCAGACCGCUCCAGCCGAGGAGGGGAACAGUGAAGAUCUAUCUUCGAAUGGCGCUGAGGCUCAGCGUGUGCCGGCUGUUCGUGGUGAUCGGAGUGCCACUGGUGGCCUGAGAAAGCCUAAACUCACCGAAGAAGAACUCUCCAAACGCAUUGCCGCAGCCAAAGAGAACGCCGUAAAGAAAGCUGCGGCGCAUGCUCGCGCCGAAGCUGAUCAGGCGUCGUUCAUGGAGCGCGAGCAGGAAGCGGCGAAGAAACGGCGCGAGGAACUCGCGCACCGCCGGGUGAUGGAUAAUGAACGCGAGAAAAACAGACAGCGGAAACUCAAGGCCCAGACGGGGCGUGAGUGGGACUCGCAGAAACGCGAGGAAGAUUAUGAUCCCCGCGGUGGAGGCAGCCAGUUCCGACGCGGUAUGCAUGGCGGCGUGUCUGGCGCCGUGCGACGAGACUUUGAAGAUACCCGUACAGUAGAUGCUGCUGAUCACUCUGGGGGUAACCGGGGUCGUGGACGCGGUGGGCGAGGCGGUCGUGACCGUGGAUCUCCGCGUACCCCACAAGGAGAUCGGCCACGCAAGGGCCUAGCUGACAGUAUAUUUGCAACAGAGAGCCCUGCUGCACCGGGGUUGGAUGAUAAGAGUGCAUUCCCGGCUCUGCCCGAGGCACCCAAGAAGACUGAGACGAAGAAGACUGAAGCCAAGAAACCUGAGACAAAGAAGCCUGAGACAAAGAAGCCUGAGACAAAGAAGCCUGAGACUAAACCUGCACCCACGCCGGAGCCCAAGGUUAAGACUGAGACUAAAGUCGAGCCUGAAACCGAAACAUCUCCUGCAGUAUCCAAGUCACAAACGGCAAUGGACAAGUUGGACUCUACGUUUUCACCCAUUACUGGUACUUGGGCAGACCAGUUUGAGGAUGAGUGA
Messenger RNA from Penicillium expansum, 1329 nucleotides. RefSeq lists its product as uncharacterized. Bases 1 to 1329 code for a protein of 442 amino acids. The record is from RefSeq and is a predicted model, not a curated record. The transcript has 2 exons. NCBI's taxonomy places the organism in Eukaryota, Fungi, Ascomycota, Eurotiomycetes, Eurotiales, Aspergillaceae.